UCGAGCGGAGUCGCGACUCGGCAAGCCGAGACUCAGCCUGAGAGAGACGCGCGUCACAAGGCGCGUCCGCCGUGUUUUUCAUUUUCCGUGCUCGUGUACAAUUUUCCAGCAGUGUUGCUGCCGCGUGCACCUGUCAAGAAAGGGCCGAGUUGCGUUACCGCGAGGAUAACGUGGGUUCAGUGAUAGAAGAUCAACGAAUGACGUUGAGGUAGACGACGACAACGAGGUGAGCUGUCCACAGGUUUCGGCGAGUUCCGGCCGUGUCGAGAACUCGCAGCGUGCCACUCGUAACUUGGAAGCGACGACGCCGUUUCAAGAAGAGACUUUUCGUCGACUUGCGUGCGGUAGGGAAGACUAUUUGCAGCGAGUGCAUUGACGCAGUUACAGAGCGCAGAAAUUUGAACCACAUAGUCGAUGAGGCUCAGCACCGUCGCGAAAAAAUCUACAUAGACAGAAGAAAAGCAGAACAACAAUGCACCGUGUUCAUCAUAGACAUGUGGCCCUUGCAGCUUUAAUUGUUAUACUUAAUAUUUUAACAGGAUUCGUAAAUUCUCAAUAUGGACUGAGAGAAUACAGACCACCACCCAGAGGAUCGCACGCGAAAAUACCACACCCCUGUGAGCAGAGCUCGUGUUACCCAGCGACUGGAAAUUUGCUGAUCGGUCGAAAGAACAAACUGAACGCUUCGUCGACGUGCGGUCUGAAGGGACCCGAGAGGUUCUGCAUCGUUUCUCAUCUGAAAGAGAGAAAGAAAUGUUUCUUCUGCGACUCGUCGUUUCCCAAGCGGCAGCAUAACAUCGAGAACAUCGUCGGCAGCAAGUCGUGGUGGCAAGCUGAGAACGGGGUGGAAAAUGUUACGAUACGCUUCGAUCUUGAAGCGGAAUUUCACUUCACGCAUAUCAUCAUUCGCUUCCAAACCUUCCGACCAGCCGCCAUGCUGAUCGAACGAUCGUACGAUUUCGGGGAGACCUGGCAGGUAUACCGGUACUUCGCUCACAACUGUGAACACUAUUUCCCCGGGAUCCCUACCCAUCAGCCUCAAAGGUUAACGGACGUUAUCUGCGAGACGAGAUACUCGGCUGUGGCUCCUUCCAAUGGCGGCGACGUAAUUUUCAGAGUGCUGCCGCGAAAUUUAGACAUCGUCAAUCCGUAUUCGAAAGAAGUGCAGAAUCUUUUAAAGAUAACCAAUCUUAGAAUCAACAUGACGAGACUUCACACUCUGGGUGACGAUUUGCUCGACGAUCGUGCCGAAAUUCGCGAAAAGUAUUAUUACGCCAUCGAGGACAUGGUGAUACGUGGCUCCUGUUCCUGCUACGGACACGCGUCCAGGUGUUUACCGUUGCCCGGAGUCAUCGACGAGGUGGACAUGGUGCACGGCAGAUGCGAGUGUACUCACAACACCAAGGGCCUCAAUUGCGAGAAAUGCGAGGACUUUUACAACGAUCUGCCGUGGAAGCCGGCAGUUGGCAAGCAAACGAACGCCUGCAGACGUUGCAAUUGCAACAAUCACACCACGUCUUGCCACUUUGACGAGGCGGUCUACGACAGAUCGGGAAGAGUGUCCGGCGGAGUCUGCGACGAUUGCCAGCACAAUACGCGAGGGCAGAAUUGCGAACAGUGCAAGCCAUUCUUUUAUCACGUUAUUUUGAAGGAUAUCUCCGAUCCGGAAGCUUGUCAACCGUGCAACUGUAAUCUGGGCGGAUCCGUGGACGAUGGGAUUUGCGACUCGAGAACCGACGUUCUCAGUGGCGACGAGUCCGGACGUUGCCAUUGCAAAGCGAAUGUCGAGGGACGUCCUUGCGACCGUUGCAAGAACGGCUUUUGGAACUUUGAUCCCGAUAAUCCCGAAGGAUGUCAAGCCUGCACCUGCAACAUUCUGGGCACCGUUGACAAUCAGGGCUGCGAUAUGGUGACCGGCGAAUGCACGUGCAAACGUUACGUCACCGCGCGCGAUUGCAACCAGUGCCUGCCGAAUUAUUGGGGGCUCUCCGAGGACCGCGACGGAUGCAAACCCUGCGACUGCGAUCCCGGCGGCUCUUACGAGGAUUCCUGCGAUGUCGUCACCGGUCAGUGCAGAUGUAGACCUCACGUCAGCGGGAGAACGUGCAAUCAACCGGAGCAGAGUUACUACACCGGCUCGCUCGAUUUCCUCAUCUACGAAGGGGAGUUAUCCAGAGCUAGCGAUAACUGUCAAGUGGUAAUCAGAGAGCCUUAUCGCGACGGCAAGAACAGCACGUGGACUGGCACGGGUUUCAUGAAGGCCCUCGAGGACUCGAUAUUGAACUUCACCAUUGACGACAUACGCAGAUCCAUGUGGUACGAUGUGAUCGUUCGAUACGAGCCGGUGCAUCACGGUGUUUGGAACGAUGUGCAAAUCAUCCUCGAGAGAGACAGUCCACCGGAUCCGAACGGUCCGUGCGCCGACUGGACACCCGAGUACGAUCGCUUAUGGGCCCAAUUGCCGAUACGAUCGAGAAGCGCCGUGGCGCAACCCUCUAUAUGCUUGGAAACGGGAAAAAGAUACAAUCUCGUGCUGCAGUUUCGCAAGUUUAACGGCCUACCGGACACGCCUUCGGCUUCCAUCCUGGUCGACUCGGUUGUUUUGAAACCGAGGAUAGACGUGAUACCCUUCUUCAAAACACCGGGCGUGGGUGAAUUGCGUCGCCAGGAAUACGAGCAUUACCACUGUAACGACUUUUUUAACGACGUCAAUGUCAUGUGGAACAAUAUACCCGAGAUUUGCCGAAAGUAUCAAAAUAGUAUCGGCUACUAUGUUUUCGAGGGUGCUCAUUCUUGCGAGUGUAAUCCGACGGGAUCUCGCAGUCUUCUCUGUGAAAAUUACGGUGGAACGUGUCCCUGCAAGCCAAACGUGGUUGGCAGACGUUGCGAUCGUUGCGCACCGGGCACAUACGGAUUCGGUCCCGAAGGUUGCAUCCCUUGCGACUGCGACGGGGUCGGUGCUCUCGACAACUUUUGCGACGUCGAGACCGGCCGCUGCAAGUGUCGUCGUAACACUUACGGCAGAACCUGCGGCCAGUGCGAACCUGGUUUUUGGAACUUUCCGCACUGUCAACGUUGCGAGUGCAACGGACAUGCGGACAGUUGCGACUCCAAGACUGGCGCUUGCAUCAAUUGCAGAGACUACACUACCGGACACAAUUGCGACCGUUGUAUCGAUACCUUUUACGGCGAUCCACGAAUCGGCGUCGAUAUUCCCUGCAGGGCGUGUCCGUGUCCAGGCACUCUCGAGUCCGGCCACUCGUACGCCGACGGCUGCUCGUUAGAUUCGAUAACGCAGGACGUGAUUUGCGAAUGUUUCGAGGGUUAUGCCGGGCCCCGAUGCGAACACUGUGCCGAGAAUUAUUUCGGCAAUCCCGAAGUACCCGGUGGUAGUUGCGAGCCCUGCGAGUGCAGCAACAACACAGAUUUGCGUCGGCCAGGCAACUGCGAUCCGCACACCGGUCGUUGCCUCCAGUGCUUGUACAACACCGACGGUCCGAAUUGCCAAAUCUGCAAAGCCGGCUUUCACGGCAACGCCCUGCGACAGGAUUGUCAAGAUUGCAAUUGCAAUGUGUUGGGCACCGACAAGGCCGUGGGGCCGUGCGACAACCUCACCGGACAAUGCCCAUGCUUACCGCAUGUCAUCGGACAGCUUUGCGAUUCCUGCGAAGAGAAUCACUGGAGGAUAGCUAGCGGAGAGGGCUGCGAUCCUUGCGAGUGCGACACGAUUGGAAGCGUGUCAGACAGAUGCAAUCCUUACGACGGCACUUGCGAGUGUAGGCCGGGCUUCGGCGGUAGACGGUGCAACGAGUGUCAAACGAACUUCUGGGGUAACCCGAACGUGGAGUGUUACCCGUGCGAGUGCGACGUGAUCGGCUCCGCCAGUCAGCAGUGCGACAGGGAUACCGGAGUGUGCGUUUGUCACAAGGGUAUCGGCGGUGAGAAAUGCGACCAAUGCGACCGCGGCUAUCACGGUGACGCGCCUCAGUGUAGCCCCUGCGGCGAAUGCUUCGACAAUUGGGAUCUGAUACUGAGUGGUCUCAGAAACAAGACGAACACCGUAAUCGAUGAGGCUUCGAGGAUACAGAAGGUUGGUACGUCCGGAGUUUACAGUCAGGAAUUCGACGACAUGGAAACGUCGCUGAACGAGGUAAAGGCGCUGAUCGCUAACACCACCAUCCGAGCGCAAGACCUGGGCGCCUUGAACGUCUUGGCCGCGGAAUUGGAGAAGAAUAUCACCGAAUCGGCGCAGCGGCAGCUGGAAAACAUCAACAACCUCUCGGAGAACGUCAGUCAAAGAGUUAAUCUCGGGGACGUCGCGCUGAAAGGACUGAAGAAUCGAACGAACAGCUUGCACGAGGCCGCCGCCGAACUGAGGGAGAACGCUACCAGGCUGCAAGAGGAGAACGUGCAGGGCGCGUUGAAUGUGACUCAGCAGAUGGCCGAGCAGUCCAGGCAGGCUGAGAGAAUGGCCAACGACACCAGCAACGUUCUGGCCGAUGCCGAGCGAUUCCGCAAGCAUACUGAGAAUCUCCUGGCGAAGAACCGCGUCACCGUCGAUGACGCCCAAGAGAGGAACAAGGAAUCGUUGGUAAAGCUGAACGAGAAGCUGAGGACGUUCGGUAUGAUUAUACCCGAACUGAACAAGCUCAUGUGCGGACACAACGUAACGGAUUGCAGCACCGUCUGCGGUGGCGCGGGCUGCGGCUUCUGCGGCGGGCUGUCCUGCGACCCUGGCGCGAUCACCAAGACCAAUCAAGCUCUAGACGUGGCGAGGCAGCAGGUUGUCAGGAUCAAAACUCACAAGGACGAGGCCGAGCAAUUGUUGCGCAACAUGAGUCAAAUCAAGCAAGACUCUACAGCGGCGAGAUCCAACGCUCAAGACGCCUUCAAUUACGCGUGGGACGCGCGCAACCGUUCCGAAAACAUUUCCAAGGAGCUCGUGGACAUAACCAAUCGAAUCUGGGACAAUAUGAACGACGAGCAACCUACGCCGUCUAUGGUGAGGGAUCUCGCGAGCAAGGUGCUCGAGAAGAACAUUCAGCUGGAGCCGGACGAGAUUACGCGGUUGGCCGAUCGCAUCAAGAGUAUCGUCGGCUCACUCACCGAUUCGGAGAGAAUUCUCGCCGACACCAGGGACGAUCUUCAACUGGCUCGCGAGCUCGAGCAACGCGCCAAUCGCGCGAAAGAAGCCGCUAUUGAGAAGCAAGACUUGGCCAGCAAGGUGAUUCUGCUGUUGAACGAUGCGCAGGAAGCGCAAGAGAAGGCACAGACCGCCAUCGACAAGGCGGAGGCGGAUGUGCUCAAGUCGCAAAAGGACUUGGUGGACAUCGCCGAUGUGACGAGAGCUGCUCAGAUUCAAGCGAACAACACCACCCAGUCCGUGGAGGCUUUGGACACUCGUCUCAAGCAGCUGCAGCUGCAAUCGGUCAGAAAUGACUUUGUGCUGACGAAGGAGAUCAGCGUGGAGGCGAAAAAGGUUGCCGAGGAGGCGCGAGUGAUCGACGACAAGACGAGAAAGCUGUCGGAGGAGUACGCAAGAGCGGACGAGUCGUUGCACCAGCGGGUGAACAAGAGCAAGGGUGAUAUACAGCGGGCGAAGAAGCUUUUGCAGCGAGCCUCCGAACUGACGGCGGAUACGUCGACCAAGUUCAAGGACUUGGACGGCAUGGAGAGCGUGUACAGGGACAACGAGAGGCUGCUGAAUGACCUGAUGAGAGACGUGGACGCGCUGACGAUGGAGAUGGAGAAACACUUGGAGGAGAUCGAGAAAAACUCGCAGUUGUACAGACAAUGUUCCGCUUAAAACAAGCGUCAUCCGUUCCGAUCGCGCGUUUCCAAUGCAUCCCUUAUGCAUCACACGACGACUUUCGUCGUUAUGCUCGACACAGAAAUAUUCUUACGAUGUGUAGAAUAGAUCACAUUUUUAUUUUGAUCGGACGAAUGAUCGUUUCCAGUUAGAGUUGUAUCUCGCGUUAAUGCGAGAAAUAUUACGUCUUUGUGAGGUCGGUCCUUGUAAUUGUGCAAUAGCUGCGGUUUUCAAUUUUGGAACGGAAGAAUGAAACAUGUAUGAAGCACAGAGUGAGGCGGAUAAUUAUUAUCACCUGGAAAAUAUCUUUGAAAAAUAAAAAUAUUUUAUCAACGACUGAACAAGUUUACGGAAGGUAGUGAUGGCGAGAAGUGUUGAAUAAUGUUGAUUUAUUUUUCAUACUUGGAAGAUAUUCAAGGGAUAUAUUCAGACAGUAAAAUGCCUUGAUAUAAAUUGUGUCGUUUCACAUUUCUUUUCUAGAAAGUAUCACGAAAAGCGAGGAGAAUUAUAUUAGUGACAUAAAUGGUGGGGCCCCAUUAGUAGUUGUUAAGAAAGAGAGAGAGAGAAAGGACGAUUUAUAUAUCUCUCUCUUGGUGUUCGAUACUGCCAGCGAGUCUUUUCCAGGUCAUUUUUCAUCCUUUUUGCAAUUUUUAUAUCAUAGUGCGCUCUCACACAUUUUUUAUCUUUAUUAUAAGAAUAUAAACUGUUCUGUCCGCUAAAAUGUGCAUCACUUUAUGACACGCGGUACUUAAAGUCACGAGAAACAGCGUAGCAAAGUAUUAACGCUAGACGAUACAAAUUACAUGUAAAUAACUCUAAAAUAACUAUAAUACAGGUUUAAGAUAUUAA
Messenger RNA from Dinoponera quadriceps, 6658 nucleotides. RefSeq names its product laminin subunit beta-1 (gene LanB1). The record is from RefSeq and is a predicted model, not a curated record. Gene Ontology annotation, biological process: substrate adhesion-dependent cell spreading; basement membrane assembly; cell migration. Gene Ontology annotation, cellular component: laminin trimer. NCBI's taxonomy places the organism in Eukaryota, Metazoa, Arthropoda, Insecta, Hymenoptera, Formicidae. The coding region runs from base 473 to 5806 and encodes 1777 amino acids. The transcript is spliced from 14 exons.